CUCUUAAGUGACGUCCUUCUCUGGUCUUCCAAGAUGGGGCUGCCAAGAAAAAAAUAUACAAUGGAAGAUAAACGAAUACUUCUUGAAAUGUACGACCGGCUUCCUUGUAUGAACCAAAGGAAUGCAGCAAGAAAGCUGAAUAUUUCACAAUCUGUCCUUUCGAGGCUUCUCCGAAAAAGAAAUUUUACAUCGAAAAGCCAGAUUACUCCUAGUCUCAAAACAUGCGUUAUAUGGUUCCCGAAAUUGGAGGCUGCACUCUGGAAGUGGAUCGAUCAUUCAGAGAAGAACGGUACCUAUGUAACAAAUGUAAUGAUUCACGGGAAAGCAGUGGAGUUGUCGGUGCGUAUGGGUAUAGUUAAUUUCAGGCCAAGCCCAACUUGGUAUAGCGGUUUUAAAAAACGAGAAGUGGUUGUGCGUGAGAGGUAACGUGUUUAUCCAAAAAAUACGGACAGCAAGCACACCGUGCCUCAGCAGUCUGCGUUGGAUGGCGACGUUAGGUCGGAUGCUGAGGCGCAACAGCUCCGUCCUGUCGAUGGCGCGGAGGGAAGAUGUUGUACUAUUAACGAUCGAGUAACUUCCGCACAGAGUGAACUUCUUUCCGUUAAACGUGAGCACAGCCUCGUUACAGCUCACGUUAACGGCAGCAUGCAAACGAUCACAGUACCAUCACUUCACCAAAUGAAAGAAGCCAUGAAGACGCUGGCUACAGGUUUAUUGUAUAGAGGAUUCUGUGACUUUAAGUUUAUCCACCAGUUGAAGAAGGAAGUUGCUAAUGUUGUGGAAGGAUCAAUGGUCCUUGGACACCAAGACAGUUUUGUAGCGUAACAGGACUUUGUGCAAAAAGGCUGGUUAAAGAUGGAAUGGAGAAUUCUGACACAGUAAAAAAAAAAUCCUAAGCCGUUUAUCCCUUCAGAUGUGAAAUGGGAAAUGUAAUCACUACUGGAUAUUUACGCUGGGUCUAAGUAACAAAUAUACAGACAUUUAUUUUACGCUUAAGUAGUUGUCCACGCUUAAUGUCACCAUUUCCCAUUGAUGUAAGCGGACGUCUGUUUCGGACACUGCAAUUUUUUGGUACCACUCACAGGGCUAGAGCACGUUUUUGUUUGUUUUUGUACUUAUCUCGCAGAUAUUUGUAACCAUGUAUAUAGGCUAAUUUUGGAUAUUCCUUCAGCACAUCACUAUGAAUACUUCUAUGGUGAAUAGUGAAAACAUUUGUCAUCUUUUAAUUUUCUAAAAUUCACAUUUUUAAACUUGGCUUGCAGUUAACACCGACGUGAUUGCUUUUUUGGUCGCAUGAGGUCGCUGUUCGACAAACUUAUUUUUAGUAUCUCCCCCCCCCCCCCUUUAUAGUGAUCAUUUUUGGUCUUUCAUCCCAAAUGCACAAUAUACAUUUGUUUUAAUUGGAUACUGGAUUCCUUUUUGUACAAAUCUUGGGUUGUGUAAAAAAAAAAAAGAAAAUGGUUGUUUCAUAUCUUCUUGUCUUCUAAAGUGGCAUUAGCUGGGCAAAAUAUGAAAUUUCUGCAUAUUGUACAAUACAUUUUGUUUUUUUCCCCCAACCUUAAUACAGCUGUGACAUUGAGUUCUAUGAAACCUAAAUAUACAUUUUCAGAAUUUA
Molecule: messenger RNA, 1615 nt
Organism: Electrophorus electricus (electric eel)
Lineage: Eukaryota; Metazoa; Chordata; Actinopteri; Gymnotiformes; Gymnotidae
Source: RefSeq, a predicted model, not a curated record